This is a messenger RNA of Orussus abietinus, 1568 nucleotides long. RefSeq names its product serine/threonine/tyrosine-interacting protein. The transcript has 5 exons. Gene Ontology annotation, molecular function: F-box domain binding; protein tyrosine/serine/threonine phosphatase activity. Gene Ontology annotation, cellular component: nucleoplasm; cytoplasm. Lineage: Eukaryota; Metazoa; Arthropoda; Insecta; Hymenoptera; Orussidae. Gene Ontology annotation, biological process: regulation of ERK1 and ERK2 cascade; negative regulation of SCF-dependent proteasomal ubiquitin-dependent catabolic process; protein dephosphorylation. Bases 329 to 1102 code for a protein of 257 amino acids. The record is from RefSeq and is a predicted model, not a curated record.
GCCAAGUAAUAUUCAAACGCAUUUUCCAAGUACCGAACAUCAAAAUCGGUUCCUUCUCCUUCUACCAGGACCCAUUCGACGAGAUCUCUCGACUAAUGGGAUCCGCACGAUCGUAAAAAGCCUGCUCGCUCGACUUUGAGGCAAGUAAACGGAGGUUUCUUGUCAUUUCCCAAUAGGUGGGUCCCUCGGUGUGAGACGAUCUCGUUGCAAAUGGCCGCCACCAGCCGCCACGUCAAAAAAUCACAUCACCGCAAAAAGAUUUUGGCAUUUCUUGCAUUUCCGUUUUUUCCCAGUCUUUGAAAUCUCUAAUAACGUGAAAAUUACCAGCAUGUUGUCUUUGGAUAGCAAUGGAACUCUUCACGAGGAGAUUCUCUCUCGCAUGAGUACAUAUCGUGCUACUCCUAGUGUCAGCAGUCGUACGAAUUUGAACCUGUGCCUCUUUAACCAGGAAAAUCCUUCCGAAAAUGGCUCCGAUGAUUAUCCCAGAAUUCCAAUUCCAUCGCUGGGUGGCCCAAAAGAAUGGACUUAUACAAUGCGACGAAGCAUGCAGGAAGUUGUCCCAGGUUUAUACCUUGGACCUUACAGUGCCGCUAGUCGAUCUAAACUGCAAGCCUUGUUACAACAAGGAAUAACUCACAUCGUCUGUGUUCGCCAAAAUAUUGAAGCCCAUUUCAUUAGAGCAAAUUUCCCAGAUAAUUUCAAGUAUCUCGUUCUGGACAUUGCAGACACGGCAACGGAAAACAUAAUUCAACAUUUUCAGAAAGUCAAGGCUUUUAUCGACGAAGGAUUAAAUUCCGGAGGCCAGGUCUUGGUUCACGGAAAUGCUGGCAUAUCCCGAUCAGCGGCACUGGUUCUUGCUUAUGUUAUGGAAACAUAUGGACUUACGCAAACGCAAGCUUAUGCUAUAGUACAGCAGAGAAGGUUCUGCAUUAAUCCUAACGAAGGAUUCAUGGCUCAAUUGAGGGAGUACGAACCGAUUUAUCAGGCGCAAAAGACUUUAAGAAAUGGCCAGCAAAGCUCGACAAGGCAAAGAAGCAAGAGGACGAUCCAUCAAAUGGAUGCAGAACGUACCGACGAAAGACCGGAUGCAAUGGACAGUUGAUAGCGAUCGUUGGGAUGCUAACUCACCAAAAAGACUUACCCUAGACUAGCAAAAUGAAGAUAGACCAGACUCGGGUAGUGUACCAAUGGAGCAUUCUCUGAGGUACAUUGGAUCAUAAAAACCGUGUCCCUAUACUUACCGAACAUUUUGGUCUUUAUGCAUAGCCGUCGAAAAAUACAUUAACAAGAGACCCUAGAAAUUAUGGCUAGACUGAUCGAUAGACUGUUUGCGUAUCAAACUGCAAAUCGAGUUACCGACACUGCUUUGGAAGAGCUACUACACAUAGAAUUCUUUGGUACUUUCAUGCCGAUCACUGAGUGGUCGUACAAUGAAUCCAUUUGUCGAUUCUCCAAAAAAGAGUCUCCUUUUUCUCACCUUAGAUAAUCUAUUUUUUAUUUAUUACUCAUUUAAGUUGUUUGUAGCUGUUGUUACUCACUUGUAAAAAAAAUACAUACAAUAUUUUCAA